UAUAUUAUAUGGAAGCGUGUGAAUCGGGUUCGAUGUGGGCAAAUUUUUUACCAAAUAAUAUUAACGUAUACGCCGUCGCGUCGUCCAAAGCCGGACAAAUUAGUCGACAGGCGUUUUGCUACUUCAAGCCCAACAAAGAUAUGGACUAUUGUCAUGGCAGUUUAUUCAGCCACUACUGGUUGCUGGACAGCGAACGAACUGACCUGAGCAAGGAGACUCUACAGCAACAGUUUGAUUACAUAUUUAAAACUGGUAACCUUAUUGACCCAAUUAUUGUGCCAAGCCACGAGAUUCCACAACAGUCAUUGCAAUUUGGUGAUUUGUCAAUUGCUAAACUGUCCGUGUCAGAAUUUAUGGGCAAUAGAGCUAAAUAA
Messenger RNA from Medioppia subpectinata, 374 nucleotides. The record is from the annotation of a GenBank genome assembly. NCBI's taxonomy places the organism in Eukaryota, Metazoa, Arthropoda, Arachnida, Sarcoptiformes, Oppiidae.